This is a messenger RNA of Dictyostelium purpureum, 300 nucleotides long. RefSeq lists its product as uncharacterized. The annotation marks the transcript as partial. NCBI's taxonomy places the organism in Eukaryota, Evosea, Eumycetozoa, Dictyosteliales, Dictyosteliaceae. The transcript has a single exon. The record is from RefSeq and is a predicted model, not a curated record. Gene Ontology annotation, molecular function: calcium ion binding.
UGUGUUUUAACUGAUGGAUCGUAUCAAUGCGAAUGCAGAAAUGGUUGGAUUAAAAACCCAGGCAACUCAUCAGAUUGUAUUGAUGUAGACGAAUGUUUCCUAGAAAAUGCAGGAUGCGCACAAUUAUGCAUUAAUAGUGAAGGAUCAUAUCAAUGUGAUUGUAAAGUUGGAUGGACUGUAGACCCAAGUAACACCUCCGAUUGCGUAGAUAUAAACGAAUGUAUCAAUAAUAAUGGUGGCUGUGUUGAUACCGAAUGUUACAAUACUGAAGGAUCCUAUUAUUGUGUAAAGAAAUGUGAU